AUGCAACAGAGAGAUAUGUGCAUGAAAUAUUUUGAACAUUGGACUGAAAAUGAACAAACUGAAUUUGUAGAACAUCUCUUGUCUCAUAUGUGUCACUAUCAACAUGGUAGAAUAAAUGCUUAUUUGCGUCCUAUGUUACAGAGGGAUUUUAUCUCUGCACUUCCAGCAAAGGGCUUGGAUCAUAUUGCUGAAAACAUUCUAGCCUAUUUAGAUUCAGUAUCACUCUGCUCAGCUGAAUUAGUUUGUAAAGAGUGGUAUAGAGUAGUUUCUGAAGGCAAUUUAUGGAAAAAAUUAAUAGAAAGAAAAGUGCGAACAGACUCUUUAUGGAAAGGUUUAGCUGAAAGACGUGGAUGGGGCAAUACAUUAUUUAAACCAAAGCCUGGAGAACCUGCCAAAGAUCAUAAGUUUUAUAGAGGAUUAUAUCCUUCUAUUAUCGAGGAUAUUGAUAGAAUUGAAGAUAAUUGGAGGACUGGUAGACAUACAUUACAGAGAAUACAUUGUCGUAGUGAAACCAGUAAAGGAGUUUAUUGUUUACAAUAUGAUGAUGAAAAAAUUAUCAGUGGUUUACGUGAUAACACUAUCAAAGUUUGGUUAUGGGACAGAUCUCAAUUAGAAUGUGUAAAAGUGCUAACUGGUCAUACAGGAUCUGUAUUAUGUUUACAAUAUGACGAGAAAAUAAUUAUAUCAGGUUCCAGUGAUUCUACUGUCCGAGUAUGGGGUGUAAAGACAGGAGAAAUGUUAAACACAUUAAUACACCAUUGUGAAGCAGUCUUACAUUUACGAUUCUGUGAUGGCAUUAUGGUCACUUGUUCUAAAGAUAGAUCUAUUGCUGUAUGGGAUAUGCAGUCACCAACAGAGAUUAAUUUACGCAGGGUUUUAGUGGGUCAUCGUGCUGCUGUUAAUGUUGUAGAUUUUGAUAACAGAUAUAUUGUAUCAGCUUCUGGUGACAGAACUAUAAAGGUUUGGAAUACAUCUACAUGUGAAUUUGUGCGAACAUUAAAUGGCCAUAAAAGGGGUAUUGCUUGUUUACAGUAUCAUGAUAGAUUAGUUGUUAGUGGUAGUUCUGAUAAUACUAUCAGGUUAUGGGAUAUCGAAUAUGGUGCUUGUUUAAGAGUUUUAGAAGGCCAUGAAGAGUUAGUUAGAUGUAUUAGAUUUGACAAUAAAAGGAUUGUUAGUGGUGCUUAUGAUGGCAAAAUAAAGGUAUGGGACUUACAGGCAGCCUUAGAUCCUCGUUCUCCAGCUGGUACCCUCUGUCUCCGAACAUUAGUGGAACAUUCAGGUCGGGUUUUCCGUCUCCAAUUUGAUGAAUUCCAGAUAGUAAGUAGUUCCCAUGACGAUACAAUUCUCAUAUGGGAUUUCCUAAAUGUACCUAUUCCAGAAGGUACACGUUCACCAUCUCGUACCUAUACUUACGUCACCCAAUGACUCGAAGAUGAUGUGUUUAUUUAAACAGAAUAGAGCGCUCUAUAUUAACUUGUCAACUAUUGCCGCCUUAUUUUCACAAUGACAUUAUAUUGUGAUUAUUGUGAUGUAUUUAUUUAUGUAAAUGGCAAUGUGUGAUGUAUAACUACCAAAUAUAUUUAAUAUUUGGAAUAGAAAUAUCAAGACAGUUUUCAAAUCAUGGUUCUCAUGAUGAUGAAAUUAAUUUAAUUUGAUUACAAGUACGCAAGGAUCUGAAACAUUUUCCAUAUUUAAAACAUUUUGUGUGUUUAUAUAUGAUAGACAAGGUUUAUUUCCAUCACAUGACAUGAUAGUUUGGAUGAGAGACCAUAUAUAUGUGGACCUUUAAAAUCAUCACACCAAUCAUAUGUUUGCUUGUUGAAUAUUUUAUUUCUAUAUAACAUCAGAUUCCUUAGUCAUCUGUAUAGAAUAGACUUGGAUAUCUGGUCUGAAUUUGAAUCUAAUAUUGUGAAUUUCUCUUAUUUAGUAUUUUGAGUGAAUGUUUAUACAGUUGUCACAAACUGUCAGAUAUUGAAUGUUCUGUCAAUUCUGCAAAUUUGACAAUUGUAAUAAGAACCUACCUACUAACUCUCAUUGUGGACAGACUUGAAUAUUAUUAAUGCGAAUGUCCAAACAAACCAUUUGUAAAAUUGUGUUUGUCAAAACAUUUCAAGCUUUAUAAAAUAUCAAAGUUGAAUAUCUAAGUACGUGUAUUUGUAUAUGGUAUGAAUAUUUAUUUUUACUUGAGGGUGGGUUGAGGGAAAGCAAGUAUGUUAGUGUAUUCUAAAGCAGUAGGAGGACGGAUAUUUCAAUGUUUUCGGUGUAUUUUGUCUGGGGGCUCUAUCUCUCAUUGACAGCUUGAAGUGUGGAUACUAAAUUAUAAGUGAAAUGUGUGACUUUUUGAGCCUGUAGGGAAAGAGAACAUAAGCAUGUCAUUUUGUGUUUUUCUUCUUUUUUUUUCGUCAUGGUAUAUAUUCUUCAAAUCAUCCAUUGUCAUAUUGUUAAGACUACAGUCAUUUCAAAUAAAUUCACAUUUAAUUAUUUAUGUUU
This is a messenger RNA of Lottia gigantea (owl limpet), 2490 nucleotides long. RefSeq lists its product as hypothetical. Bases 1 to 1425 code for a protein of 474 amino acids. The record is from RefSeq and is a predicted model, not a curated record. The transcript is spliced from 10 exons. Lineage: Eukaryota; Metazoa; Mollusca; Gastropoda; Lottiidae. Gene Ontology annotation, molecular function: protein dimerization activity.